CUGCAGGACACUCUGUACACGUUUAAUACCUCGUCGUGCAAGCCAAUCUUUUUGGGACUGGCUUCUGAUCCUGGGACCACACUCUAGCAACUGCUACUUUCCUGCUGCAAAGGAGACAGGCGACCCGUAGGUAAGUAAGUAGGUAGGCGGUGUUGCGAAUUCUUGUUGCAUAAUACGCCUCCCGUACGCCUCGUCCUUUUUUGUUUUAUUUUUUAUUUGACACGUCCUCGCUAACAUUCGGAUUCCAUACAUCAUCUUUGGAAACUCCUUGACUUACCUGCCCUGCCCCUCUGCUCCGUUCUGUUUCUUUUCCAACCCUUUCGUCACGCCAACUUCACACUACGUCAAAGUGAACGACUACGCAGCCCUCUCCCCUUCUUCCACACAACACAUCCGCAGACGAAGUUGUUUCAUACGACUGUAGAAGAGAGAGACAGACUUAAGAUCCACCCCAUGCCCGACUUCUAAUUCCUCUCGUUCCGUCCUCGGUCGCGCCCUCCAUUCGUUCCACUACACUAAUCCACCCGACCCGAACGCGCGCUCGAAUACGACAACCAAGCCAACGACCUGUUUUCUCCCAGCGGCUCGCUCACCUUGUAGUUGGAGAUUACCUCCCGUCGAGUCACCCAACGCAGUCCCUGCCAUUCUACAUCCACCAUCACCAUACAAUAAUUUAAUUCGAAGCUCCAGAAACCCCACGUUCACUGCCUGCGGACAAGACACUUUCGAUUCCGAAACCUCGAUUACCCCCAGUCAAGCGCAUAUUGGACCCCCAUCUCUGCCCAUUCCUCGAACCCUCGAAUCAUCGGGGUCCUCGUAGUCCUCCCGCGUCAGCCGGCUUGUCCUGCUCAUCCAAGACCAUCUUGUGCACGGCGCAAGUCGAGUGUCUCUCAGUAAUUUGAUUGCAUGGUUGCUGGCUUGGCAAAGAAACCACCACUGCCGGCAAGAUGGGUCGUAAUAGAGGUUCGUACUCGCCUGCUCUCCCACAUUCCCCCUCCCCCCCGUGCGUCCCUUCCCUUGCCUUGCUUUCCUUUGCAUUGCCUUGUCUUGCAGCAGGUUGUUGUGCGUAGGAGGCUUUUUCGCGCCGGCGCAUGUUUGCGUGCGUUCCAAUCCUACCUAUGGCGUCUACGCAGCAGCAACCCAAUAUUCCUUCUCCCCCUUCAUCGAGUUGCGCAUGGUGUGCCGGUAUUGUUAAUUCCAUGCGCCAACAUCAAAUACACAUGCGAGGCCCUUUUAUUUAUUUAUUUCCUUGCUACCUCCCCUUCCUAGUCAGCUCAGCUGGCUUUCCACUAAACCCAGCUCUUAUCCUCGUCCUCGUCCCGCCCAAGCCUCCAUCCCUUCCUAGCCCGCCCCUCCCAUCACCUCCUCCGGCGCCGGGGCCCUCCCCCCCAAUUCCCUCCCCUCGGUCACUUUCUCGCAUCCCCGUCGUGUGGUCCUGGCCAAUUACUUGGGCGUCAGGCAAUAAUACUAUUUAUCCGCCAGCAGUAUCAUUGCUGCUAGACGGGCGCGCAUUAUGCUGACCAAAUCUGCGUCUUCGGUGGGAAUAGUCCUCUCCUUCAUGUCCCAAUUUUCUGGCACACCCAGGGACGCCGGCAAGAAUCAACCAACUCCAAAUUCGUCACCCCCCCACGACUCGACCACACCUUUUCCUCCGUACAACCUCAAGUCGCAACCACCACCGCCAGCGCACCAGAAAACGGAACCCUUCCCAGAGCCUCCCUCCAGUUUUGGCCAGCGCCCCGCAACCCCUACUUCGCCGGCACGUCCACACUCCGAAUAUGCGUCAUCGCCAGCCAACGGAACUGCCAACAGCUCGCCCGUAAAUAGCCCCAGAUCCGUCACCGGCCGACAACGCAGCUCCUCCCGCCCACUUUCGAUGGUAAUGCCAUACCAGCCGCCCCUUAUGGAUAUCAACGAGGAUACCAUUCCCGAGCUCCAGCCCAUCUUCACCUUCCUCAAUAGCCAUGCGAACAAGCUGUAUCAGGAGGGCUACUUCCUAAAGUUGGACGACCAAAAUACCCAGGGAAAACCCAAUGCAGACCGCACAUGGACUGAAUGCUUCGCCCAGCUUGUCGGCACCGUUCUGUCGCUAUGGGAUGCCGCCGAAUUAGACGCCGCUGGCGAGGACGGCGAGAUCCUUCCAAAAUUCAUCAACUUGACGGACGCGUCCAUCAAAAUGAUCGAAUCCCUACCGACACGAUCCAACGAUGAGCAGCCACUGCAGAACAUCCUGAGCAUCUCAACUGCCGGUAGAAAUCGCUACCUGCUGCAUUUCAACUCUCACCACUCGCUGAUACAAUGGACCGCCGGCAUCAGACUCUCCAUGUACGAGCAUUCGACGCUGCAGGAGGCCUACACGGGUGCCUUGAUCGCCGGCAAGGGCAAGUCUCUCAACAACAUCAACUUGAUCAUGGAUAGAUCAAAGUUCAAGACGGAGGAGUGGGUGCGCGUGCGCUUUGGCGCUGGAGUUCCCUGGAGACGCUGUUGGUGCGUCAUAUCUCCGCCUGACGAAAAGGAGUACGCAAAGGCACAGAAGGAGAUGCGCAAGAAGUCGCCCUACGACCGCUCCACGCCUACCCUCAAGGGAGACAUCAGAUUCUACGAUACCAAGAAGGACGGCAAGAAACAGAAGAAGGCCCGCCCUAUUGCCACGAUUACCGAUGCCUACUCGUCGUACGCUAUCUACCCGCAGACCAAAUCGCUGAUCGAUGCGUCCACCCUACUGAAGGUCGAGGGCAACAUCACCAUUCACUCCGAGCCGCCCUCUUCGACAGAGGGCUUCGUGUUUAUCAUGCCCGAAACCCACCCCGCCGUGAGCGGUUUCGAGAUGCUACUGCGCUUCCUCUUCCCCACGUGGGAUACCUUCGGCCUCUACGGCCGCCCCGGCAGGCUCGUCGCCAGUGUUCUGGACCCGAGGUCUCUCAUGUUUGCCAUGCCCAAGCAUCGAAGAUACGGGUACCUCGAGAUUCUCGACGUUGCCGGACUGAUCUUGGAAGAAGGGAGCUCGUCCUGGUCGGAGCGUGAGUGGCGGAAGAAGCUCAAAGAGCUCACCGGUAAGCGGAUGAAUGCCGUCGAUGAGAGCCAAGGCGCUCGUCAAAGAAGUGGAAGCAAGAAGAGCAACCGUCUCAGCUUCGGCAACGGCACCUCAAGCCCUGUUCCGGUCAAGCCCAGAGUGGGCUUUGCUGACGAUGCUGUUUCCAACCGUUCGUCUCGAUCCAUGUCUCUGGGCACGCCUAACCGCUCAGAGACGGCUCCCGUCACAACUUCACGUGCGCCUCCCCCUCUGCUGGCAGGCAUUAACAAGGCACACCAUGCUCGCAAUUCUUCAGACCCUCACCUGCUAGGCCAUACACCGCCGCAGCAGCGUACCCAAGACGGUGGCUACGACAGCUCCCACAACACCUCAUACAACAGCUCACCUGCACGUGGCCCUACCCCAGUCAGGGGUGUUCUUCGCUCAGGAACCCAGAGCUCAGAGGAGGACACUGCGCGCAGCACCCCAGUGCGUGAGAUUGAGGGAAGUGUGCGGAACAUGGACUCACCAGAGCCGGUUGCUGCGCCGCCUGCUUUCAAUCACGGUCCUAACUCGAAGCCUGCUGGCAAACCUUACCAUUCCCCAGAUCUGCGCAGGGCCACCACUCGCUUGUCCAACACGACCCUGACCCAGUUGACAAAAUCUGGAGGAUUUGUGAUCCCUCCCGACAGCCCUUCUGAUGCCUCAUCAGAGCGUAGAAGUGGAGAGGCGACUGCACCACCAAACCCAUUGGUACAUCCUCAAGCCAAUCCUGUAGGAGGCACUGCUAACGAAACUCUGUCUCGUGAAGCUCUGACCCCUAACCCAACCCCUCCCCCCUCCGGUGGUCUGCCGCCCCCUAUUCCGCCCAUGAACCAGAAGCGUUCCCGAUCGCCCCUUGCCCAGCAGUCGUUCGGGCCCCCAAGCCCUCAUCCCCAGGGCCCUCUGCCUCCCCAUCCCGAAGCCCGUGAUCACCAAGAUGCGAACGGCCCUCCCCUAAUUGAUGAUUGGAGAGGUCCCCAACAGAUGAGGAGUCCUGUCGAGGGCCAGCAUCCUCAGUUUCCUCAGCAACAGAUUCGCCCUCAGCCUUCCUUCAGCAACUUUUCCCGGCCAGAGGGAGCUAGGACGCCCCCUAUCGGCGGAUUGGGCCGAGUACCUACUCCAGAGAUGCGGAGCCGCGGCGUCAACGCCCAAGUCAUGGGCCCGCCGCCGCCGCCUCCUUCGAAUCAGUCCAGAGACCCUCGCGUACAGGGCCGCGGUAUUCCGCUCCCCGGCAUCGACACAAACUCUGCGUUUCAACGCAAACCACUUCCAGCUCGCUCGGACAGCCUGAGGAGCCCUCAGGAUACGCCCCUAUCAACAUCCAGUGGCGGUAGCUGGGGUAACAGCAUCAUCGACCAAGCGGGUUUCCAGCAGGUUCAACCCCGCGAUCCCCGACAGCGUACGCCAUUGCCCGAGCAACAGAUUCACAGAGUGCAGACACAAAGAAGCGACGCCAGCUACUACGACGACGCAUCGUCGACUGCCAGCCCAGACUACGCCAGCCGCAAGUCGAGUGAGACGCAGCGUUCCCAGAAGUCUUUCGAACGGCCCAGAGCUGGUGUUUUAAAGACUGUGGGUGGCGCAGAAUCACCCCACUCAGACAUGAACAUUCCUGACAUCAACUUUGGUCCCACGGUCAACUACGCUGCUAGUCAACCCGCCAGGAACAAGACACCGACGCCCUUGAACUACCAGAGUGGCAUGCCGGGCCCGCAGCGACCCUUUUCUCCGGCCGAGGCUAUGUCUCCCCCGCACGAUCAAGGACACAGCCGACAGGAUUCUGAGGAUACGGUCAGAAAGGUUGCCUGGCAACCCGGCGCCGCCGCCGUGUCAACCGGUCAGGGCAUCAGCCCAGAGCAGUUUGUGCAGCAGCGUGCCGCCCAGGCCACCACUUCUAUGUAUGCCCACGGCCGGACGCCUUCGGGCAACAUUCUGACGAUGCGAUCGAUGACUCCUACUCCUUCCAUGAACCGAAGAGGCUCUUCAGAGAUGCUCGCUCGCCACUCCCGAAGUAUUUCGGCAGACCUUCUGCAGCGUCCCAGCUCUCGUGGUGCCAAUACGAUUCUCGACACUGCCAGCAGUGGCGAGGUUUCGUCGCACCUUUCGGCUCGCGAGCAAGAGCACGUGGCACGCAUGACAGGCUCGCCCCUCAUCACUGUGGCCGGCAACCGAAACGGCCAACAGAGCCAACCGGGGGCGGGCCUGGUAGGUGCGAUACACGCCCGCGAGCGCGAGAGACAGCAGGCCAAGCAGGGCAUGAACACGCAAGCAGUGCAGCAAGCCAUCAACCAGCGGCAACAACAACAGCAGGCCUUGGUCUACCAACAGCAGAUUCAACGACAGCAGCAACAGCAGGCCUACCAGCAGCAGCAACAACAACAACAACAACAACAAAUGUACGCUCAACAACAGCACCAGCAGCAGUACCAGUACCAGCAUCACCAGCAACCCAUGUCCCCUCAGGGUAUGUAUGCUCAGAGCAACAUGUCUCGCGGCCAGAUGGGACCCCCUCGAGGGCAGCCGAGCGGCUACGGUGCCGGACCCGCGCCGAACUUUGGUUACGGUCAAGGAAGUAGCUAUGGGCCAACGAGCAACUACGGUCAAACUGGCGGUUACAGCCAGGGAGGCGGCUAUGCCAACCCGAUGGCGAUGCGGCAGGGUCGUCAGUCGCCCGGGCCCCAGAUGAUGGACCCUCGGUUUAUGCCGCAGGGCCCCUAUUCCCCGGGGUCUCAACAAGGCGGACGAGGCCAAAACUACCCAGCGCAGUACCAUGGACAGGGGCAGGGACAGGGACAAGGACAGGCGUUCUAGUUUGUCUGACGAGUGUGGGAAAGGAGUAAGAGAGAGAUCAUGGAGAGAAGAAAAACAUUGGGAACGGCAUUGAAAGACUACACUAUACACCAAGAGGGCCGCACGCCCGGCAGUCGAGAUCAAGUGUAUGUUUACAAACGGAAUAACCCUCAUGAUAGGCGUUCAAGGGGAACCACACUCGCAGGAAAUGUGGUUGAGAUGUUGGCUCCCAAAGUGGAAAGGCAUCCGGGUCUUCUUUUGUUGCAUUGUGUAGAGUCUUGAGGAAAUAGCAUUGAUGGAUAUCGAGACGGCCGAACGGAUAUGACAAACUAGCGUGGUCCAACAAAGCAAGCGUGG
Messenger RNA from Colletotrichum destructivum, 6202 nucleotides. Its product is annotated as Putative pleckstrin domain, PH-like domain superfamily. The record is from RefSeq and is a predicted model, not a curated record. Lineage: Eukaryota; Fungi; Ascomycota; Sordariomycetes; Glomerellales; Glomerellaceae. The transcript is spliced from 3 exons. The coding region runs from base 1514 to 5866 and encodes 1450 amino acids.